GAAUUGGGUUGUAUAGUACUAGCAAAGAUUUUUCGUCCUUCACAAUGGCUGGUGAUGUAAGGAAUAUUAUCAACUACCAAAGAUAUCCGAUUGCUGAGUCUAAGAGCCACAUUCUCCAAGAAGUUAUAAGCCGUGCUAGAGGCGAACUGAACGACAAUGGCAUUGCCUUGUUGCGGGAUUUUAUGCUUCCUUGGGCUAUUCGCCAAACAAUCAUAGACACAGAAGAAGCCUUACCAGAUGCGUUUUGUAAAGCAGUUGAUCACACUAUCUAUCUUGAGGAAUGUCAAGACUCUGUCCUCGAGAAAGAUCACGCGAGGAAUAUAUUGUGUCGAUCUUCAAAAUGUUGCAUCGCACACGACCAAAUCAAGACAAACUCGCCGCUAAAUCAGCUUUAUAUGUCAUCGGAGAUGACAAAUUUUGUUCGACUUUUGCUAAACAAAGACGCGCUUUAUCGUACAGCUGAUCCUUUGGGGGCCUUAAGCUUGCAGGUCUACAGAAAAAAUGAUGGCCUUGACUGGCAUUUUGACCGGGGGGAGUUCGCUGUGACACUUCUCCUUCAAGCACCAGAGGGUGGGGGACGUUUUCAAUACAUUCCAUCAACAAGGUAAGAGUUAGCUGUUGUCUCAGAGGCGCCUUAAGGGGCAAGAAAAAAGACUGUUCAAGUAGGCCACCUGUCUUAUCAUUAAAGUAGACUAUUCCAAGGCCUUGGUUAAUGAAGAUGUCCAAAAUUUAAAUGUAAAUUAUCUUAAAUAAGGGAUCUUACUUAUUUACCUGCUUUCUUGGUAAACAACCCUCCCUGGUUGUCAGAAAAUGGCAAUUUGCACAUGCACUGUUUUGUUUGUCCUCAGCGAUCAAGAGUCUUGUUCUGGCUCAAAUUAUCAGGCUUAUAGGAAUUCUUGCUCCUGGAUUUUGCAUUGUUAGUGAUCAUAUUGGUUCUCAGUGAACAAAUCGCCUUCUAUGGAAGCAGAAGCUUACAUUAUGAGUUUUAAAUCCUUAAAUCCCAGAAGUGAUCAAGGAUUGGCUUCUCCCUUAAGUAUCCAUACAUGUAUAUUAUCCAGCACACCAGUAAAUUAUGAGAAUAAUCUGUUGCAUCAUUAGAAAUUGUUAUGUUGAUCCGCCACACAUUAAUAAUAAUAAUAAUAAUAAUAAUAAUAAUAAUGAUGAUGAUGACUUUAUUGGAUUACACUAUAACUGGUUGAGCCAGAAGUUCUCAUUAUGGUCCUCAAAAACUUCAAAUUCAAAUAGCAAAAAUACGAAGAAAAAGUACAAUUAAAAAUUAUAAAUUAAUUAAAAAUUUCUGCUCAUAGUAAAAUUAUCAACUCUGGAGUUCCGAUCUAUAUAUAUCUUUUAUAGUUGAUUUUUAAAUUUACAAAGGGAAGUGAGACCCCUAGUAGUACUGUCUUGGUUGUUCCAUAAUCUAGUGGCACUUGCAUGAAAUGAAUGUUUGCUGGUCAUGGUGCUAAAGAUGUUGACACCCUAGUUGUGUAAUGAUGUCUAUAUUUAACAUCACGAAUAUAACAAUUAACAAAUAUAUUACACAAAUUCCUGUAGUUUAUGAUUUACAAGGAAAUGUGUAGCAGCUAGAAGGGAGAAUAACCCUUUCACUCCCAAGAUCUAAUUAGUAAUUCUCCUUACUAUCUGCCAUACUAUUCUUAUGAUGUUAGUUCAGAGAAUUUGGUAUUGGAUCAACUAAAAAUCCCAUAAUUGAUAUUCUUCUCUAUUCUCAUCACCUACCUGCUUGAUAUUGUAUUUAUAUUGUAAGGAGAAAUUCUGUCUUGGUCACUUACGGGAGUGACAGGAACAAUCAGAUCUUGGGAGUUAAAGGGUUAAUCCAUCUAAGUGUUGCUAAUCUGAAUAUAUUUCUACCUGGAAGCAAAUGAAAAUUGAAGUAACAAAUUAUCUCUCUUUUACAAAUAGAUCAGAUGGUAAUGAAAACUAUGACUUGGUCAAGCAAGUGCUACUGGCUUCUAAAGCUGGAAAAGAUCUAUCUGCUCUUGGGAUGAAAGAGGCCGACCUUCAGCCAGGAACACUCGUGAUUUUUUGUGGGCAUAACUCGAUGCAUCGCGUCACCCCUAUUGAGGGAAAAAAGUCCAGGAUCAUAACUGUUUUAUCUUACGAAAAGAGACCUGAUGUUUACUUAAAUGAAUACACUAGAAUGAAAUUCUGUGGGCGCUUGAAAUAAAUAUACCCACAGACUAACCCUUUCACUCCCAAGAUCCAAUUAGUAAUUCUCCUUACUAUCUACCAUACAAUUCCUAUGAUGUUAGUUCAGAGAAUUUGGUAUUGGAUCAACUAAUAAUCCCAUGAUUAAUAUUCUUCUCUAUUCUCAUCACCUACCUGCUUGAUAUUGUAUUGAUAUUGUAAGGAGAAAUUCUGUCUUGGUCACUCGUGGGAGUGAAAGGGCUAAUUAGGUGGACUUGUAAAUAGAGAUUUUGGCUCUUACUUGAUGUAGAAGACACAGUAUAUGUCACAGUAUUGUUUUCAUUGUUGUCUUAUUUCCAGUUGUGAUGAAAUUCUAUUGUGACGUAUACUGUGUGUUACACUAAGUAAGAGCCAAGAAUUUGUAGUCCAGUGAUCACUUUCUCCCACAUUUCUUUGGCAAUUCUUAGGUUUUUUCAACUAUUGUCCUUAUAAUGAUCCAUUUGAAAAGUGGAUUCUAUGUUGCUGUGGGAGUAUUCAGUAACAGAUCACGGAUGAUGUCAAAAUGUGGCCACAAUAAUAACUGGGACAUUUGAAGCAUUUUUUUUUUCUUUCAAAAAGGAUAGCAACUCAACAAACUCUCAUUACCUUACUCCUAACCUCCUUUCCUCCCCCUCCUGCUCUGCACCUACAUUUCUUACUCACUUCUCAGGAGGUGUGGGGGGGAGCAGAAACAAGCUUUCAAUUUAUGAGUGGGGUAGGGGGGCUUUGGCACAGGUCUCCACAGGAACUAGAGUAAUUUAUUGUUACAUAAAAUUUGAUGGGAAGAAGCCAUUGAAUAAGAAUCCUGAAAGAUUAGACUCCAGAACUAAGGAACAACAAGAUAUUUUUAUAUGUAAAAUUCCAUGAACAAUGAGUACUUAUGACUCGAUUGAUGGUCAAUGAGAAAACUUUACUACAAACUGAGUGCCU
Molecule: messenger RNA, 3111 nt
Organism: Pocillopora meandrina
Lineage: Eukaryota; Metazoa; Cnidaria; Anthozoa; Scleractinia; Pocilloporidae
Source: the annotation of a GenBank genome assembly